AUGACGGAUUCUACCAGUGAUAAUAAUCAGGAUAUUGAUAUAAUAGAGUUUAUCCAAUUAUUAAAUAAAUCGGUAAGGAAUAAAAGGAUUUCUGAACUCGACCUUCCGAACUUAAAUGAUUUAACUGAACCAGUUAGUGAUGGAGAAACAUACACACUACGACUAUGUCGACUUUUAAAUAAAGUUGAACUAUUAACAGUAAACCACGAUCCAGAAAAUUAUAAAAACUGUCGAUUUGGCAAUACUGCAUUUUCAACGUGGCUGGAGGAGGUGACCCAGGUGUGCGACCGGUUAUUUUUGGAAUGUAAGAUAGAAAUACAGUCAGAAAUUUAUGAAAACGCUAAGAAACGCUUCUUAAACUCAUUUGGUAAUAAAACGAGAAUAGAUUACGGAACAGGACAUGAACUUGAAUUUGUAUAUUUUUUAAAGGACCUGUAUACGUGUAAAUUGGUAUCUGAAAAUGAACUGGAGUCAAUAGUAUUAGUUCUGCUCAACAGAUACUUUGAACUCGUAAGGCGUGUGUCGGAGAGGUACACACUAGAACCUGCAGGAAGUAAGGGAGCCUGGGGAGUGGACGACUACCAGUUCCUCCCGUUUAUAUUUGGAUCAUCGCAGCUGGUAUCAAGUACGAUUGAGCCAUCAGAAUGUCUGGACAUAGGCUUUGUGACCAAAUACAAAAAUGAUUAUUUGUUUAUGAGAGCUAUGGAAUAUAAAAUAAAGAUGAUCAAGGGAGUGCCAAUUGAAAUAGGAAGUCCAAUGAUAUGUAACAUAUUAACGUCCUGUACGUGGGAAAAAAUAAACAGUGGCCUCUUCCAACUGUACAUCAAUGAUGUACAAAGGUUAACGGCGAAGAAGAUAGUUGGCCGGUAG
Messenger RNA from Theileria orientalis strain Shintoku, 870 nucleotides. RefSeq names its product phosphotyrosyl phosphatase activator protein. Bases 1 to 870 code for a protein of 289 amino acids. NCBI's taxonomy places the organism in Eukaryota, Apicomplexa, Aconoidasida, Piroplasmida, Theileriidae. Gene Ontology annotation, biological process: mitotic spindle organization. The record is from RefSeq and is a predicted model, not a curated record. The transcript is spliced from 6 exons. Gene Ontology annotation, cellular component: protein phosphatase type 2A complex; nucleus; cytoplasm. Gene Ontology annotation, molecular function: peptidyl-prolyl cis-trans isomerase activity; protein tyrosine phosphatase activator activity.